Ipomoea nil (Japanese morning glory) is the source of this 2008-nucleotide messenger RNA. RefSeq names its product signal recognition particle 54 kDa protein, chloroplastic-like. Gene Ontology annotation, cellular component: signal recognition particle. Bases 138 to 1829 code for a protein of 563 amino acids. Gene Ontology annotation, biological process: SRP-dependent cotranslational protein targeting to membrane. Lineage: Eukaryota; Viridiplantae; Streptophyta; Magnoliopsida; Solanales; Convolvulaceae. The transcript is spliced from 15 exons. The record is from RefSeq and is a predicted model, not a curated record. Gene Ontology annotation, molecular function: GTP binding; 7S RNA binding; GTPase activity.
ACUUCAAAGAAGAUAAAAUAGUCCAUUACAUUACCAGAAUCUCCGAUGACUCAACACUGUCGGAGAGUUUCAUGUUAGACUGAGAAACAGCCGGAAACUCUUCCAUUUCCGGCCAUCGGAAAAUAAAUAAAAUCCCCAUGGAAACUUUCUCGUCCACCGUUGCUUCCCGCCAUUUCUCACCUUCGCUCACCAAAAUCUCCCUCUCAAAUCCCAAAACCUCCUAUCUUUCUCUUCCUUCUUCUUGGCCUGCUUCCACCCACUCCCUCUCUUUCUCUUCUCGAAACUCAUUCACCAGAGAGGCGUGGAGGUUUAUAAAUUCCAAGAAUGUAGUGAGUUUCAGAAGGGAAAUGCGCGGUGUGAUCAGAGCUGAAAUGUUCGGGCAGCUCACCACCGGACUUGAAUCCGCCUGGACCAAGCUUAGAGGGGAAGAGGUCUUGAACAAGGAAAACAUUGUUGAACCUAUGAGAGACAUUAGGAGGGCUCUACUAGAGGCAGAUGUUAGUCUUCCGGUUGUGAGAAGAUUUGUUCAAUCUAUUAGUGAUCAAGCUGUUGGCACUGGCUUGAUUCGAGGAGUGAGACCAGAUCAGCAAAUGGUUAAAAUUGUGCAUGACGAACUUGUGAAACUGAUGGGUGGAGAGGUUUCUGAGCUAAUUUUUGCAAAAUCUGGCCCCACAGUUAUUCUAUUAGCCGGUCUACAAGGUGUUGGAAAGACCACUAUCAGUGCAAAAUUAGCUUUAUAUCUUAAAAAGCUGGGGAAAAAAUGCAUGCUAAUUGCUGGAGAUGUGUAUAGACCUGCUGCAAUAGACCAACUUGUUAUUUUGGGUGAACAGGUUGAUGUACCUGUUUAUACAGCUGGAACAGAUAUUAAACCUGCAGAGAUUGCUAAACAAGGUUUAGAAGAGGCUAAAAAGAAGAACAUAGAUGUGGUCAUAAUGGAUACUGCCGGAAGACUUCAGAUAGAUAAGGCAAUGAUGGAUGAAUUGAAAGAAGUGAAACAGGUGCUGAAUCCCACCGAAGUUUUGCUUGUUGUGGAUGCAAUGACUGGCCAAGAAGCAGCAGCACUGGUCACGACUUUCAAUCUUGAAAUUGGAAUUACGGGUGCCAUCUUGUCAAAGCUGGAUGGGGAUUCUAGAGGUGGAGCAGCUUUGAGUGUAAAAGAGGUUUCAGGAAAGGCGAUCAAACUUGUGGGAAGGGGUGAGCGCAUGGAGGACCUUGAACCUUUCUAUCCUGAUCGUAUGGCAGGACGUAUUUUAGGGAUGGGAGAUGUUUUGUCUUUUGUGGAAAAGGCACAAGAAGUUAUGCGCCAAGAAGAUACGGAAGAGCUGCAGAAGAAGAUCAUGAGUGCUAAAUUUGACUUCAAUGACUUCCUCAAGCAAACUCGUAUGGUUGCACGGAUGGGUUCCAUGUCUCGUAUUAUCGGAAUGGUUCCUGGGAUGGCAAAGGUAACUCCUGCACAAAUUCGAGAUGCUGAGAAGAACUUAAAAGAAGUGGAAUCAAUAAUAGAAGCAAUGACCCCGGAGGAGAGGGAGCAGCCUGAGCUAUUGGCAGAAUCUCCCGACAGGAGGAAACGUGUUGCUCAAGAUUCGGGAAAAACUGAAGAGCAGGUGAGUCAACUUGUCGCUCAGCUCUUCCAGAUGCGUGUGCGUAUGAAGAAUUUGAUGGGUAUGAUGGAAAGCCAAUCCAUUCCCGCACUAAGCAAUCUUGAAGAGUCCGUGAAAUCGCAACGGAAGGCCCCUCCUGGAACUGCAAGAAGAAAGAGGAGAUCUGGAACAAGGAUCCAGUUUGCCCAGAACUCCAUGGCAUCUACAAUCACAAAGAGUUCUGCGUAGCUUUGAGCAGCACUACUUUUGCAGUUUAACUGGACAUGCUAUAUCCAGUGCUUGCACAAACAAGUGUUCCUCGGUUUAAAGAGGUUUCCGCGUACAUUUCGUGUGACAUUAUAUUUUUUGUACAUUUAAGGGAAAUGAGAAGUGAACAAUAGAUCUCUUGUUUAAGUCACUGGGUUUUA